AUGUUUCCUAUUUCCUUCCAUCACCCCGGCAAACCCAUACUGGAUUUCAAGGGUUCGCAGAUUGGCCGAGGCAUCAGCGGCACUGCAUCCUUGGUUGUUGGAGAUAGCGGAUCUGCUGCUUACGGCGAUGACACUGCUUCCGUUGAUGGUGCCAUUGACAUGCAGAUGUUGUUGGGGCUCAAACUACUUUUAAGGGCAGUUGGGAAUUAUGUCGAAAACUCGGGUGUUUCCGCCAUGCAUUUGGUGUUGCUUCCUAAGAUCGACCAGGCUUUGAUGUUCGAUGCCACAAUUUGGAAGAUCUCCAAGCUGAAGUUACCGGGGCCACCGUGCCGAAAAGUCGAGGGAACCAAUGAAGAAAAUUGCUGGUGCCAUUCAAUUCUCAUGGACGUCGAAACAGGAAAAAUAAGGCCACUCAGGGUUGAGCAUGAUACAUGGUGUUCAUCUGGUGCUCUUGAUGUGAAUGGCCGAUUAGUAACCUUAGCCGACGGUCGAUUUAUGGUUUUCGGUGGCCGGGAUUUCCCCACAUUCGAGUUCAUUCCGCCACAAGGGCAGAAGAAUACUCGUAACGAUGUCCACUCUUAUAAAUACCUUGUGGAAACCCAUGAUCCUGUUGAAAACAAUUUGUACCCGUUCAUUUAUCUUUCCACUGACGUGAUCCCGGCUGAGGUUUUGGUAUGCGGCGGAACAUCUCACGAGGCGUUCACAAAGGCUGAUUUGCAGCGGCCUAAGGUGUCCCUCCCGGGUAACACCGAUUGUGGCCGCAUCGAUAUCACCAAGAGGAACUGUAAAUGGAAGAUCACUAACAUGCCGUCGGCUCGUUUAAUGGGAGAUGCAGUGAGCGGUUCAACUGGUUGGGAUGAUGCCAGAGACCCAAAUUUGAACCCGAUUUUGUAUACGUUCAAAACUGAUGGGACCGGUUCGAAGUUCACCGUGAUGAACCCGUCCAAUAUUCCCCGUAUGUACCACUCAUCGUUCACCGUUCUCCCCGACAGAAAAAUUCUCAUUGCAGGAAGCAACACGAACCCAGGAUACAUGAACAAGGCAGUGUUCCCCACUGAACUUCGGAUUCAUGGAGGCGAUGCAAUUGACCAUACAAAGCUUCAAGUGACAAUUUACUCUCCGCUAUUUACGACGCACGGGAUCUCAAUGAACCGGAGGUUAAUUCAGUUGGGGAUUGAGGAAUUCAACAAUAGAAAGAUUGUUCUUCAAGCUCCCAUGAACGGAAACAUUGCUCUACCUCGGUAUUACAUGCUUUAUCGUGAACUACAAUGGUGUGCCUUGCCUUCGACCCAUGUGGCUUCAGAUUCUUCCGUAGAGAUUUCAACGGGAUGA
Hibiscus syriacus is the source of this 1332-nucleotide messenger RNA. RefSeq names its product aldehyde oxidase GLOX1-like. NCBI's taxonomy places the organism in Eukaryota, Viridiplantae, Streptophyta, Magnoliopsida, Malvales, Malvaceae. The record is from RefSeq and is a predicted model, not a curated record. Bases 1 to 1332 code for a protein of 443 amino acids. The transcript has 6 exons.